ACAUUAAAUAAGUUAAAGAGUUUAGUACGUGUGCAUUAUUGGAACAAAUUAGAUAUGAGAUAUGUACUUUUGCGACAAAACUAAGUCAUAACCUAUAAAUGACAAAAACCCUGGUACUGUCACAAAAGCAAUUUUAGGUUAGCACUCCCAAUCAAAAUAAAAAUGUUAAAACCCAAAGUCCUUACUCAAGUUCUCAGCCAAGCGAACACCGGUGGUGUAGAAAAUACCCUAUUGCUGAAUCAAGAUGGAACUUUGUUGGCAUACAGCGGCUAUGGUGAUAAAGAUGCUAGAGUAACGGCGGCAAUUGCCAGUAACAUUUGGGGCGCCUACGAAAAGAAUGGGAGAAAUGCGUUCAGGGAGGAGCAUCCGCAAAUGAUACUGAUGGAAUGUAUGGAUGGUCGAAUUGCAAUCACACAGGUUUCGAAUCAGCUCCUUUGUUUGUAUGCCAGGAACAAUGUGGGGUUUGGAAUGUUAAAGGAGAAAGCUAAUGCUUUAGCUUCAUAUUUGGAAGAUCCUCUAAAGCAAGUUGCUUCAAGCUAGUUACUAUUGUGAUCAUAUUUAAACAUGUAAAGAAUAUAUUUUCAUAAUUAUUUUACGUGUAUUUUAGUUUAUAAGCUGUAUUUCAUAUCGUAAAUUUAUUUUGGAUAUUUUUUGAGAUUAUAACAAAUAUGUAUAUUAAAUAUAUUUAAUAAUUAUAUGUCUGAAAUAAACAAAUAAAAGAAUUUUAUUCAGUUUAAA
Messenger RNA from Aethina tumida (small hive beetle), 738 nucleotides. It is a transcript of the gene Lamtor2, whose product is annotated as ragulator complex protein LAMTOR2 homolog. Lineage: Eukaryota; Metazoa; Arthropoda; Insecta; Coleoptera; Nitidulidae. Gene Ontology annotation, cellular component: Ragulator complex. The record is from RefSeq and is a predicted model, not a curated record. Gene Ontology annotation, biological process: positive regulation of TOR signaling; cellular response to amino acid stimulus. Gene Ontology annotation, molecular function: molecular adaptor activity; guanyl-nucleotide exchange factor activity. The transcript is spliced from 2 exons. The coding region runs from base 163 to 540 and encodes 125 amino acids.